Messenger RNA from Cutaneotrichosporon oleaginosum, 1182 nucleotides. RefSeq lists its product as uncharacterized. NCBI's taxonomy places the organism in Eukaryota, Fungi, Basidiomycota, Tremellomycetes, Trichosporonales, Trichosporonaceae. Gene Ontology annotation, cellular component: nucleus; proteasome core complex; proteasome core complex, alpha-subunit complex. The record is from RefSeq and is a predicted model, not a curated record. Gene Ontology annotation, biological process: ubiquitin-dependent protein catabolic process; proteasomal protein catabolic process.
CUUCGUCUUCUCCCUCUUCGCACUCAGCCGCUUCAAGAGCAGCUCUUCCGUCUUAUCUUCGUCAACGCGGAGCUCAACAUUAUGUCGCGCUCUUACGACCGUGCUCUUACGGUCUUCUCACCUGAUGGACACCUGUUCCAGGUCGAGUAUGCUCUCGAGGCAGUGCGCCGCGGAACUGCUGCUGUUGGUGUGCGAGGCAAGUCGUGUGUCGUGCUCGGCGUCGAGAAGAAAUCGACGCUGCAGCUUCAGGACCCCAGGACGGUGCGCAAGGUCGCCAUGCUCGAUGACCACAUCUGCAUUGCCUUUGCUGGCCUCACUGCCGACGGUCGUAUCCUUAUCGACAAGGCGCGCGUCGAGUGCCAGUCCCACCGCCUGACGGUUGAGGACCCUGUCACCGUUGAGUACAUCACCAAGCACGUCGCCGGAAUCCAGCAGCGGUAUACUCAGUCCGGUGGUGUGAGGCCAUUCGGGAUUUCGACGCUCAUCGUCGGCUUCGACCCCAACGACACCAAGCCCCAUCUCUUCAUGACUGAGCCCAGCGGUAUCUACUCAGCGUGGAAGGCUUGCGCCAUAGGACGUGCAUCCAAGACGGUGCGUGAGUUCCUCGAGAAGAACUACACCGAGAAUCUGGAGCGCGCGGACACCAUCAAGCUUGCCGUUAAGUCUUUGCUUGAGGUCGUGCAGACGGGCGCCAAGAACAUCGAGAUCUCGGUUAUGGAGCGCUACGGCGUUGUGCGGAGCCUGGAGCAGUCAGAGAUCGAGGCCAUCGUCGCUGGCAUCGAGGCCGAGAAGGAGGCUGAGGCGGAGCGCAAGCGUGCACGUCUCGCGGCAACUCAGGCGGGCCAGGCAUCCAUGUUUGCGAGCGCCUUCUCGGGUGCCGCGACCGGUACGAGCACGCCUGGUGGCCCAGGAGGGGCGGGCGGAGCGACCGCUCCAGGCGAGGAAAGCGGCGUGCAGUAGACGUAGGGUGAGCAGGUGCCACCGAGCGGGGCGAUAGACUUAAGAUGUGACCAUUAGCAGAAUAUGCUCAGUGUCAGGCCACUUGCGACGCGAGUCCGGAUGACGCCCGUGAUGUCAUUAGCUGUCGAGACCGAGGCCGAAAGCGACGGCGUAGUUCCGGACGUGUGGCCGAGCGCUCGUUAUAGUGGUAUGAUGGUGACGUCGUCAAUCUCACGUAGUCUG